This is a messenger RNA of Mytilinidion resinicola, 1140 nucleotides long. RefSeq names its product neuronal-specific septin-3. The transcript is spliced from 7 exons. The coding region runs from base 1 to 1140 and encodes 379 amino acids. Gene Ontology annotation, cellular component: microtubule cytoskeleton; cell division site; septin complex. Gene Ontology annotation, molecular function: molecular adaptor activity; GTP binding; GTPase activity. NCBI's taxonomy places the organism in Eukaryota, Fungi, Ascomycota, Dothideomycetes, Mytilinidiales, Mytilinidiaceae. The record is from RefSeq and is a predicted model, not a curated record. Gene Ontology annotation, biological process: cytoskeleton-dependent cytokinesis.
AUGAGUUCGAUGCUCAAGACCCGCAGGAAGAAGAAUGUCAAGAAGGGAAUCCAGUUUUGUCUGAUGGUGUGCGGCGCCUCAGGCACAGGACGAACCACCUUCGUGAAUACGCUCUGUGGCAAGAAGGUCCUCCAGCACAAGGACUCGGACGACCCGACCGCCGCACACGUCGAAGAGGGCGUGAAAAUCAAGCCCAUCACCGUCGUUUCGCCAGAGCUAGAGCUCGAUGAGGAGGGCACCCGCAUCUCCCUCACCAUCGUCGACACGCCCGGCUUCGGUGACCAGAUCGAUAAUGAGGCCAGUUUCUCGGAGAUCGUUGGCUACCUGGAGAGGCAAUACGAUGACAUUCUUGCCGAGGAGUCCCGUAUCAAGCGUAACCCUCGUUUCCGUGACAAUCGAGUCCACGUCCUUCUCUACUUCAUCACCCCUACUGGCCAUGGACUCCGUGAGCUCGAUAUCGAACUCAUGAAGCGCUUAUCGCCCCGUGUCAAUGUCAUCCCCGUCAUUGGAAAGGCAGACUCCCUCACGCCUGCCGAGCUCGCAGAGUCGAAGAAGCUGGUCAUGGAGGAUAUUGAGCACUACCGCAUUCCAGUGUACAACUUCCCGUACGAUAUUGAGGAGGACGACGAAGACACAGUGGAGGAGAACGCCGAGCUCCGUGGGCUCAUGCCAUUCGCUAUAGUCGGGUCUGAGGACGUGGUUGAGAUCAGCGGCCGAAAGGUGCGCGCCCGACAGUACCCGUGGGGUGUGGUCGAGGUUGACAACCCCCGACACUCCGAUUUCCUCGCAGUCCGGAGCGCCCUCCUUCACAGCCAUCUUGCCGAUCUGAAGGAAAUCACGCAUGACUUCCUAUACGAGAACUACCGAACCGAGAAGCUCAGCAAGAGCGUCGAGGGUGGUGCCGCUGCGGACUCGUCAAUGAACCCCGAGGAUCUUGCCAGCCAGUCGGUCCGCCUGAAGGAGGAACAACUCCGUCGCGAGGAGGAGAAGCUGCGCGAGAUCGAGGUCAAGGUGCAGCGCGAGAUCAAUGAGAAGCGACAGGAGCUGCUAGCCCGCGAGAGCCAGUUGAAGGAGAUCGAGGCCAGAAUGCACAGGGAGCAGAGCGGCCAGCUAGCGGAGCACGAUGCCGAGGAGGCUUGA